AUGACUCCAGCGCCGGCGCUGAGUCAAACGGUGUUGGAGGCAUUGGCGCGCAAUGACCAGUUCCACGCGCACGUUUCCGCGCUCGCUGCUGGCGGCUCUGCGCCGGAGCCCCCCGACGGCGCGGGUCCCUCUACUUCCGGCCGCACAUCCGCGUACCUCCGCCGUCUCCUGGGACUCGCGGGGGCGCCGCGGAGCACCAGCGUCUCCGCCAAUAACAGUUCCGCGGAGUCCUCCCCCCGCGCACUCUUCCACGACUUCGAUGGGCGGAGCGGCCCCCCGUCGGCGCAGUCAUUGGCUGCAGCAGCAGGAACCGGAUCGCGAGGGGGAGCGGGAGCGGGAGGAGUUCCCGUGCUAGGCGGAGUAAUGGGCCGUUCACGGAAAGAGCGCAGCGUCUCCCCGAUCCCCGCGGCUUCCCGCCUCUCCACCUCCGCCGAUGCUUCCCGUGCGAAAGCGCGCCAGCACGACCCCAAGGCGCUUGCGCACGCCGCCCUGGCGGCCGUGACGACCGGCAGCACUGGCGGCGCCGGCGGAAACUCCACCGCAAGGCACGGCGGCAGGGAGCGGGGAGACCCGCUGCGAGCGCAGAGCGCGAACGAGCACCUCCGCGUGAACUCUCACGGCGGUAACAGAAGCCGCGUGGUACCGGUUAACGCGUCGCUGAAUACGAGCGACCCGCCGGACGCGCAUAACGGCUCCGCCUGCGCGGCAGAAAUCGUGGGCGGGCGAUCAGGCGGCGGAGCACAAGCGGCGGAAGGAUUAGGCGGAGAGUGUCGGCCGCGCGCGGCAGGAGGCACUACUGCUGGCGGAACCACGACCGCGGAAACCAUGGACGGGGGCGGGGAUGGCGCAAGACCGAUAGCCCUAGGGAACGGGCUUGGGGCGGAAUCGGGAGCAGAAACGGGGGAGGCGGCGGGCGCGGCGUUGGGCUUUUCCGCGGCCGGGCAGAGCGUGGGAGGUAACAGCGCCGCGCAAGAGAGCGCGAACUUCCCUCCCGAGGAAGCGGCUGCAGGCGGAAUGGGCACAGCAGCGGUUCCUGCGGGGACCGCGCGGAAGAGCAGCAGCGCCGCCUCUACGAUCAGCGGCGGGAACUCCGCGCGAGUGAGGCGCAGCCACGACAAGAAAGGGAUCUGUGCCACGUCAUCAGGUGCCUCGACGAGCAACCCGUCUCUCCGGGGAGGCGAGAGCAGGAGUCGAGCCGCCAAGGGACACGGACACGUCUCCUCCAGUGGCCACAUCACCGGGGAUAGCGGCGGGGAUGGUGGCGGGGAUGGUGGCGGAAGUGGCGGAGGGAGCGGCUGCUCUAGUCCACUGACGGCGAGUGCGCUUGCGAGGCUCCCCGGCGGCGAUGUUAAGCGCGGUUCGUCGUCGCGGCAGCAGAAGCAGUCGCGGCUGCUGCAGGAGGUGGAGGAGUGGCUUCAGUCCGCCUCCCCCGCCACCCCCGCGGAAGCGGAAGCCGCCGCCGCCGCCGCUGCAGCCGCCAUGGCCGGGAGCCGGGAAGCGGAGUGGCGGAAGCUGGAUGCGCGGGAGGCGGGGGAGGGGAGCAGGGAUGGGGGGAAAGAACGGCAAGGGCGAGGGAGUGAAAAAGCGAGAGAGAGGGCAGGGGGGACCGAGUACGGAUCACGGGCGAAAGAGAAGGGAAAAGAUAGGGAGAGGGGUAAAGAGCGAGUGAGGGAACGAGUGCGAGAGGAAAAGGGAGACGAGGGAAGAGGAGGGAGAGAGAAGGAGAGGGAACGAGAGGAAAGGGGAGUGGUAGCUGCGGCGGCAGGGAGCAGGAGCUUGGCAGAGAACAAGAAUGUCAAUGGGAGAGGCAACGGCAAGGGGAGCAAUCAUGAGAGUGGUAGUGGCUGGAGUAGCAACAGCAACAGCCACAGCCAUAGCCAGGCUGCGCAACAGCUGAUGCAAUCAGCGCAGACAGUGCAGUCAGGGCAAGGAGGGGCGGAAACCGCAGGUGGUUUGGGGGACGCGGGGACGGGAGGGGGGAAGAAUGGCGGAGCGGGAGCUGCCGAUGGCGCGGUGGGUGGCGGCAUUUGGCAGCUUGUGCGCGAGGACGGGCAGGAGCACAGCCCGGUGUCGACACUGGACUUCAGCCAGGCUGCUCGACCGGUUGCAGAGACAGAGGCUGAGGGACGAGAAGGAAACCGGGUGCCGACUAUACCGCCUGUGUCCGCCUCUGUGUCCUCCGUGCGGCCAUCCAAUGCUGUGGUGCUGCCAGGAGACGUGAUGCCGCGGUCGGGCGUGCCCAUGCAUGCAAACGGCAUGAUGGGGGGCAUGGGAGGAAUGGGGGGCAUGGGGGCCAUGGGGGGCAUGGAUGCAGAGGGCAUGGAGCAGGACCUGGACUAUGUGCGCCACAUCCUCAUAGCAGCUGGCUUUGCCGGUCCGCGCCUCCCCCCGCUCCACUCCCAAGACCGCCCCAUCCCGCCCCACAUCUUCCCUCGCUUGGAAUCCAGCAUCGUCGCUGCCGCAUCCCCUCGACCGCUCCCUUCCUCGGCGUUCCCCCCUGGAAGCACACAGGCAGAAGCGGAGCAUGCGAAGAGAGCGGAGGAGCGGCGGCAGCGCCGGCUACUGUUUGAUGCGGUGAAUGAAGCACUGGGCAGACGGCUGGGGCCUUAUGUGGAGCUGCCAGUCUGGGCUGAAGGGUUACGGGAGCUGCUGGUGCGGCCGCGGCCGGUGGGGCUGGCGCUGCUGCAGGAGGUGUGGGGGGAGAUUCACGACUGGCCUGUGGCGGCCUCGGAGGAGGUUUACGAUAUUCUGGAUGAUGCGGCGCGGCGGGAUAUGGGGAGGGGUGUGGACCGAUGGGUGGAUGUGAUUGAGGAGAUUGUGGGGGUGGUGAGGGAGGUUGAGGAAGCUGUAACGAUGCAGUUGAUUAGGGAGGUGGUUGGGGAAAUGACGGAUGUUGAGAGGCAGAGGAAGGCUCGGCGGAGGAAUACUCCUGCUGGCGGCGGCUCGUCAGCUGGUGGUGGAUUUGCGCCUGCUACCCCAACAAGGAGGCUUCUGAGGUCUAGUAGUGGGGGAGGGCUGUCGGUGCAGGAGUUGGUGGGAGGAAAGAAUGGAAACCCUCUCAAGGGAUUUCGGUGGCUGGGAAGAAGAGGGCUUUAG
Molecule: messenger RNA, 3096 nt
Organism: Closterium sp. NIES-65
Lineage: Eukaryota; Viridiplantae; Streptophyta; Zygnematophyceae; Desmidiales; Closteriaceae
Source: the annotation of a GenBank genome assembly